AAUACAAACAGAACAUCCAAUUCUCGUGGCAGGAGGACGCUUCUGAGCCUUUAAAAGAAGAACUUUGCCAGAAUCAGUCUUCACUCCAGAUGUGCAGCACCAUGAGGGCCCUGGUGCCUCUGCUGUCCCUGUUCCUGCUGGGUGGCCAGGCGCAGCAUGGGUCCGAUUGGACCUACUCAGAAGGAGCACUGGAUGAGGCGCACUGGCCGAAGCACUACCCCCACUGCGGGGGCCGGAGACAGUCACCCAUUGACCUACAGAGGACGAAGGUGCGGUACAACCCGGCCCUGAAGGGGCUCAACCUGACAGGCUACGAGUCACAGGUGGGCGAGUUCCCCAUGGUCAACAAUGGCCACACAGUGCAGAUCAGCCUGCCCGACACCAUGCGCAUAACAGACGCCAAUGGCACCGUGUACAUAGCCCAGCAGAUGCACUUUCACUGGGGUGGAGCAUCCUCGGACAUCAGCGGCUCUGAGCACACUGUGGACGGGAUCAGACACGUGAUUGAGAUUCACGUUGUUCACUACAAUUCCAAAUACCAGAGCUAUGAGACAGCCCAAGACGCGCAGGACGGCUUGGCUGUACUGGCAGCCUUCAUUGAGGUGAAGGAUUACCCUGAAAAUACUUACUACAGCAACUUCAUUUCUCAUCUGGCCAACAUCAAGUACCCAGGACAAAGCACAACUCUGACUGGCCUUGACGUUCAGGACAUGCUGCCCGAGAACCUCCAGCACUACUACAGCUACCAGGGCUCGCUCACCACUCCGCCCUGCACCGAGAACGUCCACUGGUUUGUGCUGGCAGAUUUCGUCAAGCUCUCCAGGAUGCAGGUUUGGAAGCUGGAGAACUCCUUACUGGAUCACCAAAACAAGACCAUCCAGAAUGAUUACCGCAGGACCCAGCCCCUGAACCACAGAGUAGUGGAAUCCAACUUCGUGUACCUCCCAAGUCAGGGUGAGGGGCACUGGGCAUCCCAGAAGAGACCAAAGUCCAAGAAUACAACCCUCCUCAACAUGCCACGCUUGGCUCCGGGCGGCUUAGAAGCCUGAGUUCAAACACAGUGAAGAUACUUAAAGCCAAUGCAGUGGGCACAUGGAGAGUAUUCUAAGGAAUCAAAAGACUUCCCCAAAAUACGAUGCUGGUAUGGUGUCUGGCCAUCCCCCUUCUGUUUUUGUGCGGACUGUACAAGAUUUAACCAUUUCCAACUAACUCUUCGGUUUAUGGAAUAUACUCUAGGCUCUGAAUUCCAGUUUUACCUACAUAAGAUUGAGAAAGAUCUUGAGUACUUAAGAAGAGCACUG
Molecule: messenger RNA, 1301 nt
Organism: Saimiri boliviensis boliviensis (Bolivian squirrel monkey)
Lineage: Eukaryota; Metazoa; Chordata; Mammalia; Primates; Cebidae
Gene: CA6
Product: carbonic anhydrase 6
Molecular function (GO): carbonate dehydratase activity; zinc ion binding
Source: RefSeq, a predicted model, not a curated record